AUGGUUCCAUACCCUGAUGGUAAUGGAUUCUUAAGAUUAAACUCAACACCCAUACCCAUUAGUCAUCCAAAGAAUAAUGAUACAACUAUACUUGCAGCUACUAUUCCUAUCAUUUUUGUCUUAAUUGUUGGUAUAAUAAUCAUGGCAAUCUGCUGCUACAGAAAACCAUGGAAAGGUAAGGCCAAUAAUGGCGGAGCCAAUAACCAUGGGGCAUUUAACCGUGGGGCCCAUAAUGGCAGGGUGAAUUACGGUGCAGUCGAUAAUGAUGGGGCUAAUAAUGGUGGAGCCAUUAACGAUGGAGCUAAUAAUGGUGGGGCUAAUAACGGUGGAGUCAAUAACGGUGGGGCCAAUAAUGGUGGGGUCAAUAACGGUGGGGCAAAUAACGGUGGAGCUAAUAACGGUGGGGCUAAUAACGAUCGAGUCAAUAAUGGUGGGGCAAAUAACGGUGGAGCCAAUAACGGUGGGGCAAAUAAUGGUGGGGCAAAUAACGGUGGGGCCAACAAUGGUGGGGCCAAUAAUGGUGGGGUCAAUGAUGAUGGUGGAGCCGAUGAUGGUGGAGCCAAUUAA
Messenger RNA from Amphimedon queenslandica, 567 nucleotides. Its product is annotated as N66 matrix protein-like. The record is from RefSeq and is a predicted model, not a curated record. NCBI's taxonomy places the organism in Eukaryota, Metazoa, Porifera, Demospongiae, Haplosclerida, Niphatidae. The transcript has a single exon. The coding region runs from base 1 to 567 and encodes 188 amino acids.